Molecule: messenger RNA, 1198 nt
Organism: Leucoraja erinaceus (little skate)
Lineage: Eukaryota; Metazoa; Chordata; Chondrichthyes; Rajiformes; Rajidae
Product: immunoglobulin lambda-1 light chain-like
Exons: 4
Coding region: 70-822 (250 amino acids)
Source: RefSeq, a predicted model, not a curated record
UCGGCAGCGGCGUCCACAGUCUCACAAAUACAGCGGCUGGAGUGAGGCAGGAAACUGAGAGCAGCAACCAUGAAAACGCUGUGCUUUUUGUCGUCUCUGGUACUGUGGCUGGGCUCCGGAGAGUGUCAGACUCUGACUCAACCUGCGACCGUGUCGGUGAAUCCAGGGGUCACGGCCACGCUGGAAUGCAACAUCGGGACAGAUGAUAACCAAUAUGUUUAUUGGUACAAGCAGACGUUGGGAACAACUCCUCAAUGGGUUCUCCGGUAUCAUCAGUCAGAGGCCGCCCCGACCUAUGGGUCUGGGUUCAGCAGCGACCGUUUCACAUCGAAAGCCAACGGCGCCGGCACCGUUUACCAGUUGAUCAUAAGCAAGGCGGAGGUGAAUGACGCUGCCGUCUAUUACUGUAUGAAGUGGGUUUCAGCGAGCAGUAUUUACGCACACCGGAACCACACACUGUGGGGGGUGUUCGGCCCAGGGACCAAGCUCUUUGUUACAGCUUCGCAGCUCCCAGACCCUUCAGUGAAACUGCUGGGGCCGUCAGACGAGGAGAUGUCCGCUAAAGGAGCGGGCACCUUAGUUUGCCUGGUCAGUAAACUGUCCGCGGGCUUCCCCGCCGUCAGCUGGACAGUGGACGGGAGUCCGCCGAGCAGUGAGGUGCAAACCAGCGCGGUGAGGCGGGACACGGACAACACCUUCAGUCUCAGCAGCUACCUGGCGGUGCUCGGCGCAGACUGGAGCAGUGGGAAGUUGUACUCCUGCACAGUUCAGCAAGGAACAGCCUCGAAAAUAUCCGCCACAAUCACACAAUCCAGCUGUUAAAGUGAGUGAGCGCGGCUCCGGGCGUGUUUGCUCCCGGAUUACCGGGAGAUCACUGCCUCUCAUCUUCCUCCCACUGUGUGCGCCCGCUGUUCUCUGUAUUACCUGCUUCCGAUCCGCUUUCUCCUGUUUCCACCGUGUUAUUGAAACAUUUGUACUCGUGUUUAUUGUUGUUCUGUUUCUCCCACCUCUAGGCGACACGGGUUAAAGUGGUCAGUAACUUGGCUUCAUCAGCAAUUUCAACAUGAAUUGUUUUCUCUGGCAACAGGCAUGGAUCUGACUAAUAGAAAUAAUAUAUGUUUGUAAUUUUUCAUCAGUAUCAGACUGACGGUCUGCAACGACGUCAAACUACCAAUAAAGAUGAUCAAUGUUGGAAUUA